UUCAGGCGCAAAAACCGACAAACGCCAUUUUGGUCGAAAAUAAACCAUGGCGACCAUUACAUAGUACUGGUGCCGUAUUUACUGACAGCAUAUCUGUUUCUUUGCAAAAGCCGACACCUACUUCAUAAAACCCACAACAAUUCCAUGAUUCGUUUCAGAAACCGACAAGUGACGGGUAUCAUUUUUCGCAAAUACCGACAACUCCAUUUAUCCAAUCUAUACGCCGUAAUUAGUCACGUGAUUCAACAUGGCAGCGCCCAGGAUCCCUCUCAUUACUCACUAAAGUUUCUACGUAUUUUAUCGAAAAUGUCCUUUAAUAAUGGAGAACUUUGAUGACAUUGACGAGACAGUGGUAUUAUCACCAAUUGGGCGUAAACGGGAGAACAAUUCAGGCAAUUCUGGACGCUCCCUUGCAAAAAACGCGCGACAUAGUGGUGCUGAAAAACCUGCUAGCAUUUCGUGUGUACAUAAUGUACGUAAUGUGUGCUUGGCGACUUCCCUGUCCAAUGAUGAUUUAACCUACGCACAUGAUCGGUUAUAUUCUACUGAAAACAAGGUUACUCAGGAUGCCACCCUGCUUUCUUACAUGGAUAUCGGUAAAUGUGUGCGGAGGCGACCAAGGAUAGACGAUUCUUCUAAAAUUAAGAGGAAUAGAGAAAUUUCAGUGAAGUACUUCACUUUGACUGCAAACAAAGAGAAGAUACCAGUGUGCAAGGCCUCAUUCAUGAGCAUUUUCGGUGUCAAGAAAGAUCGGUUAGCGAAUAUUGCCAAAUAUUGGUCAGAGAAUGGAGUUGCGAGACCAGAACAUCGUGGAGGUGUGCGAAAUGUGGAGAGGAACCUUGCCAGAAAGCAUGCCAUUCGUGACCACAUCACAACGUUCACUUGUCGAGCUAGCCAUUAUGCUCGGCGUGGCGCCCCUGGCCGGAAAUACUUACCAGCCGACCUGAACGUCAAAAAGAUGCACCAAAUGUUUCAGGAUCAGAAUAAUUUACAGAUAUCGUAUUCACUAUACUACAGUGUUUUUGUCUACGAUUUCAACUUGGCCUUUGGUCAUCCUGCUGUGGAUAUAUGCAGCACAUGCCUGAAGUUCAGGCUACAGCUGAAGAACCCAUUCAUCACAGAUGAUAAUAAACGGAAUUGUUCGGCCAUGUUCAUUCUUCACAGGCGUAUGGCAAGGAGAUUCUAUGACAGUUUAAAUAAUGUCGAGGAUUCAUUCACCGUUUGUUUUGAUAUCAUGGAGAAUCUUGUUCUUCCGAAGUCUCCCAUAGGACAAACCUUCUAUUCUCGGCAGCUCUACCUCUAUGUUUUUUGGUGUAGUUCACCACCGCGGCCGAGGUCUUCCACAGGGAAAAGAUGA
Gigantopelta aegis is the source of this 1357-nucleotide messenger RNA. RefSeq lists its product as uncharacterized. The transcript is spliced from 2 exons. The coding region runs from base 320 to 1357 and encodes 345 amino acids. The record is from RefSeq and is a predicted model, not a curated record. Lineage: Eukaryota; Metazoa; Mollusca; Gastropoda; Neomphalida; Peltospiridae.